UACUCCCGUGAGUAAUAGGGCUUUGCAACCAGCAGCAAGCCCACUGAGCAUAAAUGAUUUAAUGAAACAGCUGAUCUCCGGUCAGAACGCUUUGUCUCGUCAGCUUGAGGGUUUGAUGGAGAAGCAAGCUGCAAACACUGUUCUUCUCGAAGAUGCUAUCCAGUGUCUUUGUGCUCUUGAGCGAAAGCUUGACGAGCAAAGACCGCAAGAGGAACAAAGACCGCGGGAAGAGCCAUUACAUAAAAGGAUAAAGAGGGCGCACAACAUGGGCAUUGCAGAAGCUGUAAGGCGCCUUCACAAUUCGGAAAACAACCCACAUAAAUAUGAUCCACAAACUGGAAUAAGUUCGCCUCGUAACCAAGCAGUCAUGACUUAUCUGCUAGAGGAAUUGAAAACAACUUUUGCAGAUGCAGACCCUGAGUGUAUACAAGCGUGUUGCAAGACAUACUUUGAAACACUUCGGAGUAAGUACAAUUUGUCUCAGCCAGAAAAGUCCCAGCUAAGAGAUGCCAUUAAAACAGGAGCUAAAAACCGACAAAGGAAAAGACGGUUGCUGGAUUCCAGGUCCAAGGUGGUUCAAACCGAUGCAGAGAGAGAGCUUUGGCAGACUGCAACAGUGGAGCUGAUGUCUGGCGAGGAGGAUGCCAUUGUUGAUGGAAGGCCAGUGUGGAUUGUGAGGUCUCCAUCUCACAUGAACCCACAAUUGUCAGAACUUUGUGAGGAGCUUCAGCGCAGAUUGGAGGCAGACAUGCGCUACACUAUUUUGCAUCAUCAGCGUGUUAAGGCUGAUGGAAAUGGACAUGAUGGACCUUCCUUUCUUCAACUUUAACUAAACUGCACUGGUUUUGC
Cyprinus carpio (common carp) is the source of this 849-nucleotide messenger RNA. RefSeq lists its product as uncharacterized. Bases 62 to 829 code for a protein of 255 amino acids. Lineage: Eukaryota; Metazoa; Chordata; Actinopteri; Cypriniformes; Cyprinidae. The transcript is spliced from 5 exons. The record is from RefSeq and is a predicted model, not a curated record.